Messenger RNA from Tarenaya hassleriana, 1325 nucleotides. RefSeq names its product periaxin. The coding region runs from base 107 to 1081 and encodes 324 amino acids. The record is from RefSeq and is a predicted model, not a curated record. NCBI's taxonomy places the organism in Eukaryota, Viridiplantae, Streptophyta, Magnoliopsida, Brassicales, Cleomaceae. The transcript has a single exon.
ACUGAAGUUGAAACGCAUCAACGAACACAAAAAAAAAGCAGAGGAAGAAGGAAAAAAAAAAGAUCCCGUUGUUUCUUUCGUGAGAAAGCUUUUCGGAGCAGCAGCAAUGGCGUUGAAGAGUCUCUGGGCUCUUCUGCUCAUAUGUCUUACGGCAUCAUCUGUAGACGACAUUGUUUCAGUCGCGGCGCGGCGUUUGUCUGAUAUUCCAAAGCUCGAAUUCCCACAUUUUCCGGAACUUCCCAAGGUACCGGAACUGAAGAAACCCGAAGUACCAAAGUUGCCGGAGAUUCCGAAGCCGGAACUUCCCAAGGUACCAGAACUGCCGAAACCCGAGGUACCAAAGAUGCCGGAGAUUCCGAAACCGGAACUGCCAAAACCCGAGGUCCCAAAGUUGCCGGAGAUUCCGAAACCAGAGCUUCCCAAGGUACCCGAACUGAAGAAACCCGAGGUGCCAAAGUUGCCGGAGAUUCCGAAACCGGAACUUCCCAAGGUAGCGGAACUGCCCAAACCAGAAGUGCCAAAGUUGCCGGAGAUUCCCAAGGUACCGGAACUGAAGAAAUCCGAAGUACCAAAGUUGCCGGAGAUUCCGAAACCGGAACUGCCAAAACCCGAGGUCCCAAAGUUGCCGGAGAUUCCGAAACCAGAGUUUCCCAAGGUACCCGAACUGAAGAAACCCGAGGUGCCAAUGUUGCCGGAGAUUCCGAAACCUGAACUUCCGAAGGUAGCGGAACUGCCCAAACCAGAAGUGCCAAAGUUGCCGGAGAUUCCCAAGGUACCGGAACUGAAGAAACCCGAAGUACCAAAGUUGCCGGAGAUUCCGAAACCAGAACUUCCCAAGGUACCGGAACUGCCUAAACCCGAGUUGCCAAAGUUGCCGGAGAUUCCGAAACCCGAGCAUGAGAUCCCGAAACUUCCAGAGAUCCCGAAACUCGAAGUACCCAAGUUGCCGGAAUUUCCAAAACCGGAAUUACCAAAAGUGCCGGAGAUUCCCAAAUUACCGGAAUUCCCAAAGCCGGAGAUUCCAAAGAUUCCCGAGAUCCCUAAGCCCGAUACUCUUCCAAAGGACGGCCCAACUCCUUAAAAGCCCAGCAUCACUAGAAACCCUAUUUGUGAUAUUACCCUCAUAGCUCCGUUUAUUUACGGAUAUUACCCUAAUGCGUCGUUUAGUGAGAGUUUUUGGGGGGCCUUGUUCCAUCCAUGAUUCCGUAUGGUUGGUUUUAUGUAUACCCGUAUUACGUUUGUAUUUUUAAUAUAAAGUAUGCUGUAUUUUGUAACGAAUUACAUUUACUUGAAUAGUGCAACACUUGUACUUUCAUUAUUUAUCA